Messenger RNA from Paracoccidioides brasiliensis Pb18, 1482 nucleotides. Its product is annotated as nicotinate phosphoribosyltransferase. The coding region runs from base 1 to 1482 and encodes 493 amino acids. The transcript has 5 exons. Gene Ontology annotation, molecular function: nicotinate phosphoribosyltransferase activity. Gene Ontology annotation, biological process: NAD+ biosynthetic process. The record is from RefSeq and is a predicted model, not a curated record.
AUGAUCGAGUCGACUACCCCUCCUCCCGAGCCGGAAGGGGUCUUCUCGCUGCUUGAUACAGAUUUGUACAAGCUGACCAUGCAAUGCGCGGUGCUGAAAUACUUCUCUGAUGCCGAAGUUACGUAUACUUUCACCAAUCGGACAAGGGAUAUGAAAUUCACCAGAGCCGCCUACAAAUGGCUGAAGAGCGAGACAGACAAACUUGCAAAUAUCUCCCUUACAACCGAAGAAUGUGAAUUCCUCAAAUCUCAAUGUCCAUACCUCAACUCCGCUUACCUACGCUUCCUCUCGUCUUUCCGUUUCAAGCCUGCUGAUCAACUCGACCUCUCCUUCACCCCCAUAAACAACACCGGUUCAGAAUCAGAUAUUGGAGAUAUAGACAUAGCGAUACACGGAUUAUGGGUCGAAACUAUUCUCUACGAGAUCCCCCUCCUAGCAUUAUCCAGCGAGGCUUAUUUUAAAUGGUGCGAUCGCGACUGGGAUUACCACCAGCAGAAAGAGAAGGCCUAUCGAAAAGGUUCUGUCCUUCUGGAAAACAGGUGUACCUUCUCCGACUUUGGCACGAGACGGAGAAGGAGUUAUCAUGCACAGAGCCUGGUUAUGGAGGGGCUCUGCCACGCUUCCGCUGAUGCGAAAGCAAAGGGCUGGAAGGGGACCUUCUCUGGCACAAGUAAUGUACACUUCGCUAUGAAGCAUGGGGUUGUUCCUGUGGGCACAGUUGCGCAUGAAUGGUACAUGGGCAUCGCUGCUAUUACGGAUAAUUACGAGAAUGCGAACGAGCUGGCCUUGCGGUAUUGGCUGGGGUGUUUCGGGGAAGGGGUUCUGGGAAUAGCUCUUACCGACACUUUUGGCACACCUGUUUUCCUCGAAGCGUUCAACAGACCAAUACCACAGAACACGAUCGCAACGCAAUGGGAAGAAACUACCCAAGCCUCCUCAGCCGGCGGUAAUUCCGCAACUGACAGACUACCCGAGACAAAACCUCCAAUCGCAGCACCUAUAAGUCCCUCAUCGGAAGAACAUGGUCAUCUCCCAGCCAAAACGUACGCGCAAGUCUUUACGGGCGUCCGUCAGGAUUCAGGCGACCCAGACUAUUUUGUGAAGAUGGUGCGCGACUUCUACGACAAGGUCGGGAUAAAGGAUAAGAAAACAAUUGUCUUCUCCGACUCGUUGAAUGUGCAGUUAUGUAUCGACUAUAAGGUUAUUGCUGAAGAGUCGGGUUUUCAACCUGUUUUUGGGCUGGGGACGUUCUUAACCAACGAUUUCACCCAACUAUCCGACCACAAGAAAUCCGUACCGUUAAACAUCGUCAUCAAACUCUCCUCCGCCGGCGGGCGGCCAGCUGUUAAACUAUCGGACAAUUUAGGCAAGAAUACUGGCGAUACGCGUACAAUUGUCAGGGUGAAGAAACGCCUUGGAUACGUCGAGCGCUACUGGCAGAAUGUGGAUGAGACGAGCAGGUGGGGGAAGAGGGACGAUUGA